Molecule: messenger RNA, 442 nt
Organism: Macrobrachium nipponense
Lineage: Eukaryota; Metazoa; Arthropoda; Malacostraca; Decapoda; Palaemonidae
Product: cuticle protein CP575-like
Exons: 2
Coding region: 31-318 (95 amino acids)
Source: RefSeq, a predicted model, not a curated record
UCAUUUUCGUCUUUGUCCACCCACGCAAACAUGAAGGUUCUGUGCAUCGUCGCUUUGGGCAUGCUGCUGGCACUAGCAGCGGCUUAUCCUUCAGACAUCAUCGACUUCGAGACGGACCACAUGGAGCACGAGCAGGAGGGUCAGCCAGGAAGGGCCGUCGAGGGCGAGUACUCCUGGGUAGCGCCCGACGGCAACGAGUACGUCGUCAAGUACGUCGCUGACCACCUCGGCUACAGGGUCCUGGACAGCAACGCCAUUCCAGAGGCUCCCGAGGCCGACUUCGAGGAUGGAGAAGAAGAAGAUGAGUUUGACGAAUAAUUCUGGAACCAACGACAGACGGAGAUGGAUUUUAUAGUUAAUUAAGUUGUUGCUCGGAAUUGAUUUAUUACGUGAAUUAUGUUGUGAAUUCGAGGGAUUGAAGCGAAUAAAGUAUUCCCGCAAA